This is a messenger RNA of Oldenlandia corymbosa var. corymbosa, 417 nucleotides long. Lineage: Eukaryota; Viridiplantae; Streptophyta; Magnoliopsida; Gentianales; Rubiaceae. The record is from the annotation of a GenBank genome assembly.
AUGAAUGAGCCUGAAAAGAUUGAGGUUCCAGCCUUGAAGAAAAAGGGAAUCAAAAUCAAGUCGACAAAGCCCAAAUGGCCAUUGAAAGGAGGAGAUCCUAAAAGUGGACUGGAAGCUCAAAUAGUCAGUUUGAAUCCCUUGGUGGUCAAAGGGGUGGAAAAGGAAUCAACGAUGAUGACGGGGAGAGCGGAAAGGCAGCCUGCGGCAAAAACCCUAGCGGCACGGCUUGGUGCGCACCCUGCGGAAGAAACCCUAGUUACGCAAGUCAUACCAGUCCUUGAGUCGCGACAGCUUGAAUCAACUUUUGGUUUAUCCGCGACGGAAAAAGAAGCAAUCCCAAUGGAGUUGCAGCCAUCACCGGUUAGGACUGAAACUGUCUGUGUUGUUGCGCAGACUCUUUUUCAAUCGGAAAAUUGA